AUGGCGGAACCUUUGACUAUUAUCGCGUUUAUUCCUGCUUUAAUUCAGCUGGGCGAAUACAGCUUCAAGUUCGCCAAAAUACUACGCAAAUACCGACGCGAUGAAGGACUCAUGGACCGCGAAAUUAAAAACUACGAAAAUCAGAUCCUAACCUUUGGAAUGGCCAUUCGAACAGCUUCUUCGCGUCUUCAACGGCAUCACGAAAAGUAUCCCAGGUCACAAGCGUUCAGGGACUUUUCGAACCAAGAUAUCCUUAAUUGCCUUGUUAAGCAAGAAAUCGGUAUCGACGAAAGAUUGAUAAUGCUAGAACGACAAGUCGAGGAAUCGCUCCAAAGUCGGUUUACAGCUGUGAGAUACUUUCGAUGGUAUCGCAGUAGUGCCGAAAUUCUGAAACUUCUUCCACAAAUGGAUAGCAUAAGAAACACCUUGCAUCUGCUGAUAGAAAUUUCACAUUAUGAGAGUUUGGAGCUUGAACGCCAAACAAUCAACUGGUGGAACAGGAAGAGGCUUGAGGAUCUGGAGAAAGACCUGGAGUUCCAAAAGACAGUAGUCAGCUCUCAGCUCGAAAUUAUAAAGAUGUUGCAAGGCCAAAUCACGUACCACAUAUCCGACAUGAGGACACAGAGAAAUGGACAAAAAGCGAUAUUAAACUUAGGACAGCAGGUUUUGAAGAAGAACGUCCGAGUUCCUCGAAGCCAUCCACGACAGGCUACCCCUCCUAGUUCCAGAGAUUCCUCCCCAUCUUGCCACGACCCUUCUGACCCCAACCUUCCAAAUGGCCCAAGGCGUCCCAACGACUCAGGGGAUUUCAAAGACCCAAAGGGGCCAGGCGGCCCAAGCGGUCCAAGAUGUCCGAAUCGGCCUAAGGGCCCAAAUGGACCAACAGGGCCGAGUGAGGGUCUGCAAAUAUCGUCAGUCAAUAUCAUCAGAAAGCCAGAAGUAGCAAUUGAGAUGUCCCUUCCAACAGUCACAUCAUUUACGAACUUUCCAAAUCGGAAAGUACCUAUAGUGUCAGAAGAAUCACUGAACGUUGACGAACAGUCUGAAGACGGAUCUAGUUCGCCUGCGUCGAAUAGCUCUACUUCUCUGAAUACAGAAUUGCAUGGUCAUUAUCAUUGUAUCAGAAAAGUUCCGGCAUCGCUUGGCGUUGAUAAUGCUUUGAGCAUCGCGGCACGCAAGACUCAUGCGCCAGAUAUGCCACACGCGACCUCACUUCCAGUAUCGACUGCAUUCGACAGCUUUCAAAAUGAUAAACCACAGUUGAAGGACUCGGGUCCUCAAAACCUGCCUGGAGGGGGAUAUAAUUCAGCUGCUUCAAAGAGUUCUACUUCUGGUGAUACUAUUUUGUGCGGCCGGAAACAGUUCUCUCUCGAAAACCAUUCAACAUCUCUUGGCGCUAAGAAUUCAUCGAACGCUGAGGCCUCUAUAGCUCAAUCAAAAAGCCUUGUUAAACCUUCCAGGUCAAGGGCGGUUCAGCAGACAUUUCUUCAUAGGAGGGCAGAAGAGAGCAAGUCAAUAGGCGCUUGGAGGCCAAGAGUUGACACCAGAGAGACGGAAGAGGUCUUUGUUCCCUUGGAAAGAAGACAAACUGCGCAUGCUAUGGCCGUUGAAUAUGCAUACGCUUAG
This is a messenger RNA of Colletotrichum truncatum, 1626 nucleotides long. The record is from RefSeq and is a predicted model, not a curated record. NCBI's taxonomy places the organism in Eukaryota, Fungi, Ascomycota, Sordariomycetes, Glomerellales, Glomerellaceae.